UUACUCCGCCGUGUGAUCCAUCCUGUGGACGUCGUCUUCGUUGGAAGGUGGAACCCCUUUUGCGUGGCUGAACGAGGACCGGUUGCCGCGGUGACGAACACUUUUUCGCUGAGCGAUGAGAAACUCGUGGCUGCCUUGAUUCCGGAGCAAUGAGGGAGAUCAGCCGCUUGUUACUCGGGGUGGUCGGAGCAGUGGUGGUCGGCGCAGCCGUUUGCGGUCGUAUUCCAGGCCUGGCGAAGAGUCAACGGGAGCAGUGCAGAAAAGCGCCGCACGCGAUGCCUGCGGUGGGCGAGGGCGCGGAGCUCGGACUCCGCGAGUGCCGGCAUCAGUUCAGACAUCACCGCUGGAACUGUUCCCACGUGGCCAACGAUCAGGUCUUCGGCCACGUGGUCGUAGUAGGUAAGGAUUGUCCUGUCACCGCGGCCAGCCCGUUAUUUAUUAUGCUCCUCGGGCGUUUAACAGUGGCGUUGCUCGCGGGGCCCCUGCCACGCCGUAUGGGGCGCUCGCGGUCUGUAAAAGGCCGGCCGGCGUGUACGCGGUAAUGGAUUCAAGCGUCUUCGGUAUUUCGAGCGCGCGACGAUGUGAUGCAGACUCGGAUUCGCGUCGGAAGCUAAAGAUGCAUCGAGGAGCACUGCUAGAGCCAGUGGAAUAACAAACGGUUGGAAUAAACGGGAUAUUAAGUGAAUUUUUUCAUUUUUUUAAGCCCAUUUUUCCGAGAUUUUGUGGAUUUGACGUGGUUUGGUGGGUGAUAGUUGGGGUUAUAGAACUGUUAAACGCAGUUAGCGAAGAAGGUAGGGGAGAUAAGGGAUAGACAAAGGAAAGGGGAAAAGGAAUGUCCAUUUUUGAAGAUUUUAGGGGUUUGACAUAUUAUGUUUGUUGAUGUUAUAGAACUGUUAAAUGAAAUUAGUAAAGAAGAUAGAGAAAAUAAGGGGUAGAUAAGGAAAGGGUGAAAGGGAAUUUCCAUUUUUGAAGAUUUUAGGGGUUUGACCAAUUAUAUUUGUUGAUGCUAUAGAACUGUUAAAUGAAAUUAGUAAAGAAGAUAGAGAAGAUAAGGAAUAGAUAAGAAAAGAGGGAAAGGGAAUUUCCAUUUUGGAAGAUUUUAUUGACGUGACAUGUUUGGUUAAUGAUACCUGGUGUUAUAGACUGUUAAGUCAUGGAUGGUUACACAAUGUGAAUG
Molecule: messenger RNA, 1177 nt
Organism: Hylaeus anthracinus
Lineage: Eukaryota; Metazoa; Arthropoda; Insecta; Hymenoptera; Colletidae
Product: protein Wnt-2b-A-like
Exons: 2
Coding region: 150-542 (130 amino acids)
Biological process (GO): neuron differentiation; canonical Wnt signaling pathway; cell fate commitment
Cellular component (GO): extracellular region
Molecular function (GO): cytokine activity; frizzled binding
Source: RefSeq, a predicted model, not a curated record